Bicyclus anynana (squinting bush brown) is the source of this 2045-nucleotide messenger RNA. It is a transcript of the gene run, whose product is annotated as segmentation protein Runt-like. Gene Ontology annotation, molecular function: DNA-binding transcription factor activity, RNA polymerase II-specific; RNA polymerase II cis-regulatory region sequence-specific DNA binding; ATP binding. Gene Ontology annotation, cellular component: nucleus. The coding region runs from base 298 to 1530 and encodes 410 amino acids. The record is from RefSeq and is a predicted model, not a curated record. The transcript has 3 exons. NCBI's taxonomy places the organism in Eukaryota, Metazoa, Arthropoda, Insecta, Lepidoptera, Nymphalidae. Gene Ontology annotation, biological process: regulation of DNA-templated transcription.
AUAUUGACCAUCGGAAAAAGUCGCGUCGUAUCGCAGUCAUCAGUCGAAACUGAGUCACCGCGAGCACGCGUCCCUUCGCGACUUCGGUGCGCGUCGUGCGUCUUCGGCUUGCGGUCGAGUCUUUUCCCGUUUCCCCCGCCCGGCGUCUUGCGAACAACAAGUGGCUCGCAGUCGCGCCACACUUUGCACAACUUUCCGGAGUGCGCGCACGGCGUAUCGCGUGUUACAAACUUUUCUCGGAGUGAACUAGUGGCGUGCGGACUCGAGUGGCGUGCGAUCGAGGGUGAGCUGGAGUCGAUGCACCUUCCGCACGCAAGCCCCGCGGCCCCGAGCAUGGCGGACGUCUACUCGCACAUCCACGAGUACUACCGGCAGAGCCACGGCGACCUGGUGCAGACCGGCUCCCCAGCAGUGCUCUGCUCGGCUUUACCCGGACACUGGCGGUCCAACAAGUCCUUACCGGUAGCCUUCAAGGUCGUCGCCCUCGACGAUGUGCAAGACGGGACCUUAGUGACCAUUAAAGCUGGGAACGAUGAGAAUGUGAUGGCGGAGAUGAGGAACUGCACCGCUGUGAUGAAGAACCAGGUGGCAAAGUUCAAUGACCUGAGGUUCGUGGGUCGCAGCGGGCGUGGCAAGUCCUUCAGCCUGACCAUCACCAUCAGCACGUUCCCCAGCCAAGUGGCCUCCUACACCAAAGCUAUCAAGGUCACCGUGGACGGACCCAGAGAACCCCGGACCAAGCAAAAUUACGGUUACGGUCACCCUGGCGCCUUCAACCCGUUCCUGCUCAACCCGGGCUGGUUAGACGCUGCGUAUCUGAACUACGCCUGGGCGGACUAUUUCAGGCCGCCGCAAUUGAGGGAUCAAGCUGCCCUUGUUAAAGGUGGGGCUGCACCCAUAACGACACCACCGCUGGCGUUGCCCGGAGCGGAGCUGUUCCCGUUUCCACCGGCGAUGGCGAGCUUACCGACCGGAGGGUUGAUCCCUCCGCCCGGAGCGUUCCUACCGCCGAACGGACUUCUGGCUUUCCCGCCCCAUCCCGCAGAUCUUGCGUUAAAAAGUUUACCACCGGAGCUGACGUUGAAAAACGGCAUCAGUCCCUACGACGCGUUAAGGCAGUUCCAAAGCAACGUCUCCUCGAUGGACACUUCGAGCGCUCGCUUGUCUCCGACGAGCAGCAGACAGAGUGGAAGCCCGAGGAGUGUCACAAACGCCAGUCCGAGAUCGAAGGCUGAUUCGAGGUCGGAAGUCAACUCGACUCACGAAGCAACGAUAUCUGACGAAUCGGACGAAGAGCCGAUCGAAGUCGUCAAAUCGGCGUUCCACCCGACGAGACCGGCAAACGUGGAACUGCAGGAGAUGAAGCAAGUCCAGGCGGCGGACUCCACCGUGGCGGACAAGCCCCGGACGCGCAACGAACUAAAAGCGCCUUCACAACGCACCACUCGUGUUCUCUCCACUAGUCCCACAUCGACCAAAAUUACAAAUGGCAGCAUAUCGAACCAUAAAUCCGUGUGGAGACCAUAUUGACGUUUUUAGUGUUAGUGACUUUAUAUCCGUGCGUAUCGGAGUUAUUGAAAUGUGAUAAAACGAGCUUGUACAUAUUGUAGUUAUUAGUAAAUUAAAUAUUGAGAUAUUUAUUUAAUAGAGAUAGAUAUUUAGUAGAUUAUGACUUCAUUGUUCGGAGUUGUAGUAAUGUAAAUUGUAAUUAUUGUGGUAAAAGUUUCGGGUGUUGUUAAAGCUUUUUGAAUAUGUAUAGAUGCAUUGAAAUUAUUUAAAUGUUAAUUAUCGUAUCAAACCAAUGAAUUGUAAAAUAUAUGACGAUACAUUUUAUGUAGAUCCUUUUUAUUGUAUACUUCGAAUAAAAUCCAUUGACUGACUACCUAAUAUACCUAGUUGAACAGAUGGAAAUCUGUGUACAUAAUAAUCGUAUGUAAGAAUAAUGUAAAUUAUAUUUAUUAUUGUACAAAUUGAAAUAUAAAUCGCAAUGUCUUACCGAGUUGUAAAAUAUGUAGACUACGUACCGAGAUAAAAUAUAAUACUGA